CCGCGCGUUUCUCAACCCUAGUAAAGCUCCUCCUGCGUCUGGUUUCUCGAUCUUCCUGUUUUGAGAAUUCAAAGCAUUUGUCAAGAUGCAGAACGAGGAAGGCCAAAACAUGGAUCUUUACAUCCCCAGGAAGUGUUCUGCUACUAAUAGGCUGAUCACUUCAAAGGACCACGCUUCUGUCCAGAUUAAUGUUGGGCAUUUGAAUGAGAAUGGCGAAUAUACUGGCCAAUUUAGUACCUUUGCACUUUGCGGUUUUGUCCGAGCUCAGGGAGAUGCUGACAGUGCACUUGAUCGUCUCUGGCAGAAGAAGAGGGUUGAGGUGCGACAACAUUAAAAGAGAUGAUUAUUUUUCAGGUUGGCUCUGCCAUAGAGCCGAGCCUGCUUGAGGUGGAAUAGGAACCAUUUUUGCGAUGACUCAAA
Molecule: messenger RNA, 420 nt
Organism: Telopea speciosissima
Lineage: Eukaryota; Viridiplantae; Streptophyta; Magnoliopsida; Proteales; Proteaceae
Product: 40S ribosomal protein S21-2-like
Exons: 4
Coding region: 86-334 (82 amino acids)
Biological process (GO): translation; endonucleolytic cleavage to generate mature 3'-end of SSU-rRNA from (SSU-rRNA, 5.8S rRNA, LSU-rRNA); endonucleolytic cleavage in ITS1 to separate SSU-rRNA from 5.8S rRNA and LSU-rRNA from tricistronic rRNA transcript (SSU-rRNA, 5.8S rRNA, LSU-rRNA)
Cellular component (GO): cytosolic small ribosomal subunit; ribosome
Molecular function (GO): structural constituent of ribosome
Source: RefSeq, a predicted model, not a curated record